AGAGCGCUCUUCUGUAGUUGCAAUUUGCAAAUCCAAUUCAACAGCUGUUAGUUUCCCAAAGCACCUUUUACGUCAUGGAAAAUUACAACAAAACCCACCAAAGAGCUUUGGCAUUGACUCGUGAUCAGGAACAUGAAAUCAUGGUCUCUACCCUUAUGCAAGUAAUCAACGGAGGACAGCCUUCCACGUCUGUGUUAAGUUCAGGUACUAGGACCAACAAUGGGUUUACUUUUAACGACACGUGUCUUCCACUGAAAGUUAACGGCUAUAAUGAAUAUUUCAACAGUAUUUUCCCGCCAAGCCAACAACAAGAAGUACAACCAGUUGGAGUCUCAACAAACAGGAACAACUACAACAACAGGAAGCAUUACAGGGGAGUACGGCGCAGGCCAUGGGGGAAAUGGGCGGCGGAGAUUCGAGACCCGAAAAGGGCAGUUCGGGUUUGGCUGGGGACGUUCGACACGGCGGAAGUUGCUGCCAGGGCUUAUGACAGGGCGGCUAUUAGGUUCCGUGGAGAUAAAGCAAAGGUCAAUUUCCCAUUAUCAGAUUACAAAAUGGAGCAACAAGAAGAAGAGGGAGAAAAGAAGAAAGAAACUCAGGAAGAGGAAGACAAGAGCAAUGGAGAAAAAGGAGAGAGUAGUAAAGAAAAAGAUGAAGAAGCAUGGGAAAUAUUUUCAGAGAAGGAGUUAAGGGAGCUAAUGAUGAUGGAUUAAUGGCUGCUACCUUCCUCCCCUGUAUAUAAUUUUGGCAUAUAAUAAUUAAUGAAAUAAAACAAAAUUUUGGUAAGUUUACUCACUUUUGUAAGGGAGGCAGCGGGGACGAGGAUUAAUGUAAACUGUUUUUAAUUAGUUUAAUAAAUCACUUCUUAGUAUAUAAUGUUUGUUUACGCUAAAUGGAUGGAAACAUUCCUUUUUAUGUAUGGGUAAUUACCAAAAUCAUGUUUCAAAUUCUAAAUUCUUAGACUAUGUAAGCGUUAUGCUUAAGGAAAGCAAAUCCCACUAAUUCACAUGUUCUAGAAAAAAAAACAGCAGGUUAAGAAAAGGAGAAGAAGCAGCCGCAGCAGCUGAAGCGUAAGGUACGAGCAUGCCACGUGUAAGGGAGCUUUGCUGACUGAAUGUCUCAAAACAAAGUAUAGGUGUCAGAUGAAGGACUGCUUCUCUUUUUU
Durio zibethinus is the source of this 1165-nucleotide messenger RNA. The record is from RefSeq and is a predicted model, not a curated record. NCBI's taxonomy places the organism in Eukaryota, Viridiplantae, Streptophyta, Magnoliopsida, Malvales, Malvaceae.